AUGAUCACCGUGUGGGAUGGAUUGUCUUGGUUCCAGGAACAAGAUAUGCUUAAUGCUAAACUUAGCCAGAAAAUAUCUCAUCUAAAUUGUUUCACGCAGGUUUUGAAGUGGAUUGGGCAGUGUGAGGUGAUUCUCUACCAGACGGCCGUGAUUCCGACGAGCCUAGCGGAGGCUGAAGCGAUGCAAACAGAUCACGACAAAUUCCAGCCCGUUCUGAAUGAUGCGCACCCUGAGGCGGUGCAAUGCGCUGCUCGGGCCUCUUACCUCCUCCAGUCUGUUGCAGCUGAUCAUCCGCGCCGUGCUGAUUUCCAGGCUGUUGCAGAAAGCGUCGCUGAGCGAUGGCAGAAACUUGUCUACGCCGCUGAGGAGAAACAUAAGCUCCUCAUCGCCGCCACUAACUGGUACAAGACCUCCGAGCAGGUGAUAUCAGUGCUGCGCUCGUUGGAAAAGGAUUACCGAAGGGAGGAAGAUUGGUGCCGCUCGGACAAGGCACUUAACAGUGGAAAUGUCGAGUCUUAUCUUAAUGAUCUUCUCAAUAAACAUGGCGAGCAGAAGGAGGCCUUUCUGAAGGCGUGCAUUCUUGCCAGGCGAACCUCAGAGUUGUUUAUGAAGUAUCUGCACCGACAGCCCCCCACGACGGCUUGUCGGAUCAAAGUGGAGGAGCGGAUUCGCAGUGACAUGGCUGACCUCAUGGCCAAGGAACAGGCUGUGCUUGAGGCCUGGGCUGCCCAACGUCGUCGUUUUGAGGAGUGUGUCAAAUUCGUGACCAUUGAGGCUGAGAUGGUUGAUCUUGCACGCCGCAUCUUGCAAUUUGUGGGUAGUCCUUUGAAAUCGGCUGAGGAUCCAAAAAUCCCAUUGCCCCUUGUACCACGCCAAUCGUCUCUCUUCGCCACAGUGAAGUGCGCUUGCCAAUCCAUCAAGGCCCUACUUGAGGCUGGAGUGGGUCCCCAUCACUCCGACAGCCUUCUUAAGACUUAUCAGCGCUUUAAUACCUGCAUCACUCCUGUAGAGACACCUCGACCAACUGAGAAUGAUUCUGGCUGUGCUGCCGCCGCCAAGAUGCGUUCGGCCGGCGCCGGUUCCAACAGAACCUCCGUAUCAAGUACUGGAAGCUCAGGAGUGACAUCAGGUGACACAACACCAAGCAUUACCGCCACGGUCGGUUUGACGGAAGAGCAGCGGAAACUCAUCAGCCGGCGUCAAAACAUCCUCCGCGAACUGGUAACCACAGAAAGAGCCUAUGUUUUGGCUCUUCGCACUUGCCUCGAGACCUUCUACGUCGGUACUAUGAAUCCGCCUGUAGAUAUUCCGGUAAGUUUAUGUAGUGGAAGCAUCAUUAUUCUUUCCUUUGUCACCCUUUCUCAGCAUAAUCUCCUUGCCCUAUCCUUGGAAUUAUUGAUAGCUGCGAUAGUUUUGCCAUUUUUCACGCUGAACUGCGUCCAUCAUUUGAUGUGCAUCUGUGCAAAUCUGCCCCAUUAUGCUGUUGCUGUGACAGUCACCUGUUUUGGGAUAGCGUUAUUGCUGGACUCUGGCGUUCCUUCGUUCCAGUCACGGAUCUUCGUUCAAGUUUAA
Molecule: messenger RNA, 1572 nt
Organism: Hydatigera taeniaeformis
Lineage: Eukaryota; Metazoa; Platyhelminthes; Cestoda; Cyclophyllidea; Taeniidae
Source: the annotation of a GenBank genome assembly